This is a messenger RNA of Lonchura striata (white-rumped munia), 1397 nucleotides long. It is a transcript of the gene STK32C, whose product is annotated as serine/threonine kinase 32C. Gene Ontology annotation, molecular function: G protein-coupled receptor binding; G protein-coupled receptor kinase activity; ATP binding. The record is from RefSeq and is a predicted model, not a curated record. NCBI's taxonomy places the organism in Eukaryota, Metazoa, Chordata, Aves, Passeriformes, Estrildidae. Gene Ontology annotation, biological process: regulation of signal transduction; G protein-coupled receptor signaling pathway; protein phosphorylation.
AGCGCGGCGGCGGGGCCGGCCGCGGGAGCCGGCGGGGAGAGGCCGCGGGGCAUGCCAGCCGCUCGCCCCGAUGUUUCCCUGGAGCAAGUGGAAGAAGAGGAUGGGAGCGAGCGCCUCCUCUUCCAAGAGACCCGUCUUCGACGAGCGGGAGGACGUGAACUUUGACCACUUCCAGAUUCUCCGGGCCAUUGGGAAGGGAAGCUUUGGCAAGGUGUGCAUUGUGCAGAAGAGGGACACGGAGAAGAUGUAUGCCAUGAAGUACAUGAACAAGCAGCAGUGCAUUGAGAGGGACGAGGUGCGCAACGUGUUCCGAGAGCUGGAGAUCCUGCAGGAGAUCGAGCACGUGUUCCUGGUGAAUCUCUGGUAUUCCUUCCAGGAUGAGGAGGACAUGUUCAUGGUGGUGGACCUGCUCCUGGGAGGGGACCUGCGCUACCACCUGCAGCAGAAUGUUCAGUUCACUGAGGAGAUGGUCAAACUCUACAUCUGUGAGAUGGCGCUGGCCCUCGACUACCUGCGGAGUCAGCACAUCAUCCACAGAGAUGUAAAACCAGACAACAUCCUCCUCGAUGAACAAGGUCAUGCCCAUUUAACAGAUUUUAAUAUUGCAACCAUCAUUAGGGACGGUGAAAGAGCGACAGCAUUGGCUGGGACAAAGCCAUACAUGGCCCCGGAGAUUUUCCAUUCCUUCCUGAGCGGCGGGACGGGCUAUUCCUUCGAGGUGGACUGGUGGUCCCUGGGGAUCAUGGCCUACGAGCUGCUGCGGGGCUGGAGGCCGUACGACAUCCACUCCAACAACCCCGUGGAGUCUCUGGUGCAGCUCUUCAGCACCGUCAGCGUCCAGUACUCCUCAGCCUGGUCCAAGGAAAUGGUCGCGCUGCUGCGGAAGCUGCUGACAGUGAACCCUGAGCAUCGCUUCUCCUGCCUGGCGCACAUCCAGGCCUCGGCCCAGCUCUCGGCCGUGGUGUGGAGCGACGUGUGCGAGAAGCGCGUGGAGCCGGCCUUCGUCCCCAACAAGGGCCGCCUGCACUGUGACCCCACCUUCGAGCUGGAGGAGAUGAUUCUGGAGUCGAGGCCCCUGCACAAGAAGAAGAAGAGGCUGGCAAAGAACAAGUCAAGGGAUAACAGCAAAGAUAGCUCCCAGUCUGAAAAUGACUAUCUCCAGGAAUGCCUUGAAGCUAUCCAGCAGGACUUUGUAAUCUUCAACAGAGAGAAGCUAAAGAAGAGCCAAGAGCAGCCGAGCGAGUCCGUGUCUGCCUCUGAGACCGCCGACGAGGCCGAGGCCGAGGCCGAGCCCCUGCACAUGUGCAGCUCUGUGUGCUCCUCGGGCAGCAGCUAGGCUGGGCCAGGCCGCCCUCACCUGCCCUCAGGUGUGCUGAGCACCCCAGCCCGCCCCGCUG